AUGUCGCAAAAUUCAAACUCAGAAUAUGUGACCAAUGAGGUUGCUACAAUCACUUCUUCCGAAACGGGUACCAAAUCAAACGAAUCCUCGGGAAUCACGAGUGGUAUGCAAGAAGUUCGUGAUGUGAACGGUGUUGAUCUUGAAAAGGCAAAAGACGAAGAUGUCAAGGCCGAAAUGACCAAAACCCAAGUUAUAUUGGUUUUUGUUGGUCUUUGCUUUGGCAUGUUUCUGGCUGCAUUAGAUCAGACAAUAGUAGCGACCGUGGUGCCCAAGAUUGCAUUCGACUUUAAAGAUCUUGACAGAAUCGCGUGGAUUGGAACAUCUUAUCUACUCACAGUGUCAGCUUUCCAACCAACAUAUGGGAAGCUCUCGGACAUAUUCGGAAGGAAAAUAACGUUUUUAAUGGCAAUUCUAAUUUUUGAAAUUGGAUCUUUGUUAUGCGGUCUUUCUAACAGCAUGACAAUGAUCAUUAUCUCACGCGCCGUUGCCGGUGUGGGCGGAGGUGGUGCUAUAACAAUUAUUGUGUCAUUACUAUUUCUUCAUCUUCAUCAAUCUACUGGAUCUUUUCGUGAAAAACUUGUACGCAUUGAUUGGUUGGGAACUGUCAUGAUCGCUGUCUCUACAGUCUUGAUUCUGCUCGCGCUAAACUGGGGUGGAAACGAGUAUGCAUGGAAUUCUGCUUUAAUUAUUAUUUUACUUAUCAUCGGUAUGAUUGGAUUUAUCCUUUUCGGGUUUGUGGAAUCUCAUUUUGCUUUAGAACCUUUGGCUCCCAUUCGAUUGUUUAAAUAUCACACCGUGACUGUUAAUUUGCUUGUAAAUAUUUUCCAUGGAAUGGCCUUUUUCUCAAUCGUUUAUUUCAUUCCGCUAUUCUACCAAGUUGUCGAUGGUGAUAACGCAACCAAUUCUGGCCUCAAGCUUCUUCCAUUCAUUCUUG
This is a messenger RNA of Acaulospora morrowiae, 934 nucleotides long. NCBI's taxonomy places the organism in Eukaryota, Fungi, Glomeromycota, Glomeromycetes, Diversisporales, Acaulosporaceae. The record is from the annotation of a GenBank genome assembly.